Paramuricea clavata is the source of this 2787-nucleotide messenger RNA. The record is from the annotation of a GenBank genome assembly. NCBI's taxonomy places the organism in Eukaryota, Metazoa, Cnidaria, Anthozoa, Malacalcyonacea, Plexauridae.
AAAAACACUGCUAGGCCUAGUCUAGGCAUGUCUCCAUGAAUGAAUUUAGUUAUGUAUUGUUACUUUAAAAUUGAUGGGAGUGGUAUGAUCUCUACUGUUAGAACUUCUUACAAUUCUAUCUGCAGUUGAAUACACGUUAUAAUUGUAAUUGAAUGAACUAUUUUUACCUAACAAGUGUCAUUGGUUUGGCGAUCGAGAAUGAUGAAAGUGGUUCAAAACGUCAAGCACAAUCCUACAACUUGCAUCUGAAACCUGUUCCAGGAGGCGUGAAAGGUAAUUAGAAUAUGUAUAAAAAAAAUUCAUUAAUUUAUUAGCGAUUCCCAGCAGCCUUUCGCGCUCGUACUCGACUUUUCCGCCGGCUUUGCUCUGGGGACAACCUUAAUUGAAAUAGCUGUAUAUACAUGCAUAAUUCUCUGGGUUUGCACUUUGCAAUCAAUAUAUCGGCAAGAACACGUAGAGCAAUUUACAAAUUAGCGACAUGAUGUUGGUAUGCAAAAUGCUUUCUGUCAAGAAAAUAGUCAUUCGUCUAUGUUUAGGUUGUGAGGCUAAAGGCCGAGACAUAAAGAAGCAAUUUGAGAACGCUGCGCAAUUUGUUGAUUUUAACUGGCUGAUAACUUUGCGGGAGGGGAGACUGCCCCCCUCCAACCCCCCCCCCACAACUUUUACAAAUUAGAAUAUUCAUAACUACAUCCUAUAGAAUAAAAAACAUGUACUUCUAAAGGGCAUAUGAUUCGGAAAUUAACGUCGUUAUUUUUUAGUCUCAUUUGAAAGAUCAUUGAAAACUGUAGAGUAACUUCUUUGACAGAUUUUUGCUUUCUUACUUCGUUUUGGAGAUAUUUAAUUUUGUAUGAUAUGCAAAGGAUCAACUUUCUACGACACACAUGAAUAAUGACUUACUUUAAAAUGUUGUAUAAUUUUGUCACAAUCAAAUAAAUUCGCUCAAAAUGAAUGACGAGCGCAAGAUUUGUCCACAACAACACCCAUGUAGGUUUUCUACUGAUUGUGUUUAGUCGUAUUAAAGAUAUACAGCUUUUAAGGAUAAAUCAUUAUGGGUAUGUGACGUAGAAAGUUGGUCCUUUGCAUAUCAUACAAAAUGAAAUAUCUUCAAAACGAAGCAAGAAAACAAAAAUCUAUCGAAGAAGUUACUCUAAACAGUUUUCAAUGAUCUUUCAAAUUAGACUAAAAAAUAAUAACGUCAAUUUUCGAGUCAUAUAUGCUCCUUAAUACUAAAGAUAACUACGUGGUCAAAACUACUCAAAAGACUGAAAAUUGUAUUGUCUUCCUGAAGCACCAGCAAAAAGUUCAAAAAAAUUACGAGAGUGUACAGUCAGUUCAACUUAGUUUUGACACAAAGAAAAAGGGGAGGAGUUCACUACCUCAUACAGUACCUUUAGCCGUUUCCUAUUAUAUAGUAUUAUUUUCAGCAAAGAGUUGUUUGGACCACUACAAGUCAGGAAAGAGAUACAGUGACAUUUACCAAAUCAAUCCUGAUGGUAAAGGCAGCUUCGCUGUAAUGUGUGAUAUGAUUGGAAAAGGAUGGACCGUGUUUCAACAUCGCUAUGAUGGAUUCCUUGACUUCUACCGUAAAUGGAAAGAUUACAAGAAAGGAUUUGGUAGUUUGCUUGGCGAAUUCUGGCUUGGAUUGGAACAGCUUCAUCGCAUUACAACCAGUCGGCGAUAUAAACUUCGAAUCGACCUGGAAGAUUUCAAAGGAAAUAAGAGAUAUGCCGAAUACCGUUCCUUUCAUGUUGGAAGCGAACAUGAUGGGUUUCGGUUGAGUAUUGGUGCGUAUUCAGGUAAAUAUUCCUGAUCAAACUAUAUUUGGAAUAAUAUAAAUAUAUAAAAAAGGAACAAUGUUAAAAUAUAUGGAUCAAUUAAAUUCUAGUAAGAAAUGACAAGAAAAAUUGUAGGAUAUACUUCAUGCCAAAAAAUCGCACAUCGUGUCAGCAAAAGAAUAUAUACUCCAAAAAUUGUAAACAUUUUCAUUCUUUGCGUUUCGACUAUAUAAAAACUAUUAACUAUAAGUAGUUUGAAAAGAAAGUAUUUAGAAAAUGGCACGUAUCUUAAUGUGUCAGCAAAAUGUGUUCGCAACUGUAAACUGGCUUGUGGCCAGCUUGUAGCCUUGUAAACCAUUUCUAACAAUGUUGCCGUUUCAUCAAGUUUCUACAAGGCUGAAAUGUUUUAGACAACUCCCUUGCUAUGAACGACUCCCCCUCCCCCUCCCCCUCCUCCAGAAAAGUAUGAAAGUUUAUCAUCUCUGACAAUAUACAGGAUACGUUGAGAAGCCAACGUAAUUUGGUCUACGAUUGUUAAAUUUUAUUGAUUAUACCUAUAAACCAGAUUACCAAUCGAAAACAUUGAUAUUGAUAUUGUAACUGACUAGAUGGACUUAAUCUUCAGGUAACGCUGGUGAUUCAUUGAGCUAUCAUAAUGGUGCGCAGUUUACAACGAAAGAUGCUGACCACGACCGCAGCUAUUGGGCAAAUUGUGCCCAGUCUUUUCAUGGCGCAUGGUGGUACAACCGUUGCCAUAAUUCCAAUUUAAAUGGUUUCUAUUAUCGCGGUGGAAAACAUUCCUCUUAUGCUGAUGGUAUAAAUUGGUAUCACUGGAAGGGUUACCAAUACUCCAUGAAAACAGUCACGAUGAAAAUAAAAGAAGUCUGAAGUUUCAUGAAAAAUUUUAACAUUGAUUUCAAAUGAUCUAGUUUUCGUUAAGCUUGUAGGCAAGCAUAAUGUGGACAAUGAAUUGUGUAAUUAAUAGAAAAUAAAUUUCAUUCCUGAAAACAUA